Gongylonema pulchrum is the source of this 495-nucleotide messenger RNA. The record is from the annotation of a GenBank genome assembly. NCBI's taxonomy places the organism in Eukaryota, Metazoa, Nematoda, Chromadorea, Rhabditida, Gongylonematidae.
GCUAGAAUCAAAUACGCAUGGAUUGGAUGGUUUGCAUACUCAGUUGUGCUGACUGGAAAAGUGGCUGUCUGUUUCCGACUGUUCUACACUCAGCUCCCGCCGAAAAUAUCUGACUUACACGACAAGUUCUUCGAUGAUCACCUGUUUCGGUUGGGUCUGUCGCUCAGCAUACCCGUUUUCAUAUUCCUCCUCGAAUCACAUCAUUACACAACACUAUGCAGUGAUCGACAGCUUUACCUGAUAUAUCUCAUGACCGCUGUAACAUUCGACCUCAUUGAUACCAUCUGCUUUCUCGAUCUACUCUGGCAGUCAUUCAAAGACAACUGGAAUUUACCGCUCUGGCUGGACCUCACGAUUCUAUCACUGGUUGCCGUCAAUCUUGUUAUGCCAGCUUUUGCGCUACUACGUUUACGGUUUGGUCGUCGCUUACCACGCUUUGCGCUUUUCAGUGAAAAAAUUUGGUCACUCAUCUACGUCCUAACAGUAAAUUCUUGA